Molecule: messenger RNA, 661 nt
Organism: Rhizophagus irregularis DAOM 181602=DAOM 197198
Lineage: Eukaryota; Fungi; Glomeromycota; Glomeromycetes; Glomerales; Glomeraceae
Source: RefSeq, a predicted model, not a curated record
CUAUUAAAGAUGAAAAAACGAUGGAGAUUAGGUUUAAACGUGAAUGCAUGAAAUUUUUUUUUCAUCAAGAAGGUUUUCCUUAUGUAUCUUCACCUGUAAAAUUAGAUGAAGAUCCGACCAAAGGGAAAUUUGCUUUUUGUGAGAGAAUGGUUGUAAAAGCUUUACAUGCUUCUGAUUUUGGAUUUUUGAAAAAGAUUAAAUUUGAAAUGAGACAGAUUGAAAAUGCAUCAAGAUUAAAAAGAAUUCAAAAUAUGAAAUUGUCCACUGAAGAAACUAGAUCUGUUACUCGUAAAGUUACUACUUCGUUCCGCAAGAUCAAGACAAAAAACAAUUCAAACUUUAAUAAAAGCAAUAAAUUCGAUCAUGGAUGUGAAAUUAAUUUAGAUUGGAAUUCGCAAAAUCGUCGACAAAAACAUGUGAAUGGUCAACAACAUCAAAAGAGCAAAGUUCAGCAUAAUGAAUAUAUUCCUAAUAAUAGAAUGAAUCGUUCUAAUGAAAAAAACUCCAUCUACGAAAAUGAUAAUAUUUAUAAGAAACCAAAAGAACCGGAGAAGUUAUAUAUUACGGUUACUUUUCCAACGCGAAAAUAUGUCAUGUUUUAUCCAAUUGAUGGUUCGUUAUAUUAUCUUCAAAUGCAACUUAAAAAUCGAUUUGAAAAAAG